Morone saxatilis (striped sea-bass) is the source of this 3309-nucleotide messenger RNA. It is a transcript of the gene atf7b, whose product is annotated as activating transcription factor 7b. The transcript has 12 exons. The record is from RefSeq and is a predicted model, not a curated record. Gene Ontology annotation, molecular function: cAMP response element binding; DNA-binding transcription factor activity, RNA polymerase II-specific. The coding region runs from base 136 to 1602 and encodes 488 amino acids. Lineage: Eukaryota; Metazoa; Chordata; Actinopteri; Moronidae. Gene Ontology annotation, biological process: regulation of transcription by RNA polymerase II.
GUGCAAAGUUGUCGUUCUCGCGGUGUUUUGCUGAUGGCAGUGUCAGAGUGUCAACAGUCAACAACGAGCAGCAGCAGAGUCGGAGCAGGGAGGGGGGAGUAAAGCGGCUGUUCAAACGUCGAACAUUUGUCUGAGAUGGGGGAUGAUCGACCUUUUGUAUGCACUGCCCCUGGAUGUGGGCAGAGAUUCACAAAUGAAGACCACUUGUCAGUCCACAAACACAAGCAUGAAAUGACAUUAAAAUUUGGGCCUGCCAGAACAGACUCUGUCAUCAUCGCAGACCAGACCCCCACACCCACACGUUUCCUGAAGAACUGUGAGGAGGUUGGACUAUUCAAUGAGCUGGCCAGCUCCUUUGAACAGGAGUUUUGCAAAGCACACGAAGACGAGCAGAGGACAAAACACCCGGCUGCACCUUUACAAACACCAUCUGAAGUGAAAGACGAGGAUGAGGGUCCUUUACAAGUUGAUUCGUCCUCCCCUGGAAGUCCAGAUUCCUCGUCCAGUAUGUCAGAUGACAGCGGGGACUCAAGGGUGAGAGGCAAGGAGAUCAACACAAAACCUGUGGCAAGUUCUACCCCCACUCCAACCAUUGUGCGUCCAGGUUCUCUUCCCCUUCACCUGAGUAAUGACUCUCUUCACCCAACUCUGCCAUCUCCAACAUCUGUCAUCACACAAGCUCCACCCUCCAACAGACAGCUUGGCUCCCCAACAAGCGCUUAUCCAUUGGUGAGGCACCUCCCCAAUGGACAGACAGUCCCUCUCCUGCCCAGUCCUGUGCAGAUGACCUCCGUUAUAUCUCUUGCGAGGCCGGUGAACUCAGUGCCUAACAUCCCUGGGAUUCCAGGACCUCCAGUUGGCGGGGCCAGCAGCGGGUCAUCCUCCCCGUCUGGGUAUAGUCUACACUCGGAGACCAAGAUGCGGCUGAAGGCAGCUCUAACUCAUCAGGGCACAGGAGCACAAGAUGGAGCUGGUGGAGGUGCAGGAUCCAUCCCUGCUGUCCCCCAGCGGCAGGAACAGAGCCAGCAACCCUCUCAAAACUCUGAUGCACCAUCACCUGCCCAACCCCAGGUGUCCCCUGCUCAGCCAACAGGAGGCCGGCGGCGGCGAGCUACAGAAAUGGACCCUGACGAGAGGAGGCAGCGUUUCCUGGAGAGAAACCGAGCGGCCGCCUCCCGCUGCAGGCAAAAACGAAAGCUGUGGGUUAACUCUUUGGAGAAAAAGGCAGAUGAUCUUGCCAACAUGAAUGUCUCCCUGUCGAAUGAAGUAAGUCUACUGAGGAAUGAGGUGGCACAGCUGAAGCAGCUCCUCCUGGCCCACAAAGACUGCCCUGUCACUGUAAUGCAGAAGAAGGCAGCUUUCUUAGCUGCAGGAGGAGAGGAAACCUCCAGGGAUACUUCCACUGAACCCAUUGGCUCCCCGGCGGCAGUUAUCCAGCACGGGCCGUCACCCCCCGCCUCGGCCUCCAGUCCGGGGACCACCAUCAACGGGCUGAGCGUUCGCGCUGCAGAGGCGGUGGCUAUGUCAGUUUUGGCCGGCAUGGGAUCUGGUCAGCCGGGAGGGAUCGUCAUGGCGACGCAGUCGCAGUCGGCCCCAAGAUGAUGCGCUGACGUGGGAAGCCAGUAUAAACUCGAGUGGCAUUUGGAGGCUGGACUGGUGCAGAGUGUUUGAAAAGAGGGACCGGCCCUCAACCCUCAACCCAGACUAAGAUACUCUCCUCCCCUCACAGCCAACGAUAAUCACACAAAGACACGGCACAGUGCCUCUGUCAACCCUCCAGUCCCAGCAGGCUCCCCUUUCAGAGAAGCUUCGUCACUCUCUGUAUGUAAAUAUGAAUUACACGUCGGACACUCACUGCAGGGUUUGGGGUCAUUUCUUGUUCAGUUAUGACGGUUGUAAAAGGUUUUAGAUUGGGAUGAAACGUAUGAAUGAAAAUGUCUCCUUUAUCUUUUAUUUUCAUUUUACUUAAAAAUGCAGCUUCAGUCCAACUUUGUCCCAUACACUGGCUGUGAUGAGGUUGGUUGCUUUCCAGACUGAUAAUUUUACUUGUAUUUUUCAGUUGUAAGAAAAGAUUUGUAUGCCUGAUACUGGUUAUUGACGUCAUGUUUUACCGAUGAGGUGAAAGUACGGUGAGAGAUUGUCUAGUGGAUUGCAGUAAAGGCAGCCUGGAAAGUGUUGCUAAUGCUCUCUCUUGUUUACUUUUAAACCUGUCCUGUUCAUUUUCUGUCUGUUUCCCUUUUGAGGUAAUUCUCCUUAAAUAUACAUGAUGGUUUAGUCAGCUGAGUGCAUAACAAACCAAAUUGUCAGUGUGUACGCAGUUUACCCUGAGUGUGUGUGUGCCUGAAUUUUUUUUUUUUUUUUUACCACCCUUUUUUAAGCCAUUUGGUCAUUACAUUAGUCGUAUGUAUCAAACCCUAUUGACUGCAUGGAUUACUCAAGGCUGAAGAAUACCACUGUUUGUUUGUGCUUCAUCAUACUAUCACUGUUUAUUGAUCUGCUUUUCUUCUGUUUUAUAACAUGAACAUAUUGAUGCAAAAAUUGUCCUUGUUAUGUAAGGAUUCCAUCCUCAGUCCUAAUGUAACACUUGAAAUGGUUAGCUUUAGAGGGCCUUUAAAUGAUAAUCAAACAUAAUAGAUUUUAAAUCAUUCACCCUGGCAUUUCAGUUGAGGAAAGAGUAGUGCAAUAUAUUUUUCUAUUGAAUAUCAAUGUUCUUGCAUAUAGUUGACAUGUGUAGCCCAGCUGCUGAGAGGGGUUUGGUCUAUUUCAGUUGAAAACUAAAGUUAUGAGGUGACCAGAGAAAUGUGAAUGAAUGAGAUUGGUGAUAAGAGCUCUUCUGUAAAGAAUUACAGAUGUCCUAGUCUUGGGUGCUUUCCAACAUUUGAAAAGCCGUCUUGUAUCAUGAAGUAGACUUAAUACUUGUGCAAGGUGCUUCUUUUGAAAUUUAAGUUUUAAAAUGCAGAUUAUUUUAUACCGUAUUGUACUUCCAAGACUAUCAUGUUGUUUUUUCCCCUCGUGUGUCUUGUUUAUUUUUAUAACAUGUCAUUGUUUUAAGAUGUUUAUUUGUUUUUCUGUGGGCAUGUUAAGCUUUUUUCCAUUGUGUGAUGGUAUGUCCCUUUUUAUUUUGUUAAAGAGGGUCCCUUUUAUUUGUUUAACAGAGGUUAAACCACACGGGGAAAAAAUAUCUCAAAUGGAGUGAGUUUGUCAAAUACUCAGGCCUCAAGGUGGGAAAAAUUACUUGUGUAUAGUCUCAACUAAUGAAUAAGUUGUCUCGGCAAAUAAUAAAAUAAAUUAAUUAAAAAGGAAAGCUCA